AUGCGUGUGGCUCUGGAAACGAUCGAGCACAUUGCAGCGUACAUCCCGUCGCAACCUGCACUCAACGCGUUUCUAAAUGUCCUUCCAGAGCGGACGCCCGCGAUGGAGGUCGUCCGGACGUGGGGCAAGAAAGGCGGCACGGCUCAUUGCAGCUUCUCGAGCUUUUCCAGGUUGACCAUGUCGUUUGACGCGCGCAUCUUGCAGCACUACCAAGUUGACCCGGUGUCGAUUGCUGCGUACGCUAUCGCAACAUCGUUCACUCCGCUCGUGUCGGUCAGCGUCGGCAACAUGGCGCAGUGGAGGAGCUACGUCAGCGCCAUCGCCCAUCUCGUCACGUCGGUCGAGUUGGACCCAAUGCCCGACUUGGACGAUCCCAACCAAGCCACUGCGCUUCGUGAUGCACUUGUUGCGUGUCCGCGCCUGCGCAAGCUGUGCGUCCG
Molecule: messenger RNA, 440 nt
Organism: Saprolegnia parasitica CBS 223.65
Lineage: Eukaryota; Oomycota; Saprolegniomycetes; Saprolegniales; Saprolegniaceae
Exons: 1
Source: RefSeq, a predicted model, not a curated record